AUGGAUGAACACACUGCAAAAACACCUAAAAACAGGGGUUCAAGGAAUAUGAAAUUAGUGUAUGAUGCACCAUCUUUUAGUCUUGGGUUAACUCAAGAAUAUUUAGUUACUGUUGUUUCAAAUCCUUUACAGUUGACGAAAUCUGGUAGAUCGAAAGAGAUUAGGUCGAAGUUUUACAACGACGAAGUGAAGAUGACUGAUUUUUUAAAAAAAAAAGGGUUAAAAAAAACUCCUUCUCCAAAGGAGCAAAAAGCUAAAAAACGGUACGAGAAGAACAGGAAAUCUAAAGAAAUUGAAGACGAUGUUGACAAAUAUUAUGAUGAAUUUGAAGAAGAAAAUAGUAGUAGAUAUAAGGAUUUUCCAUGGGGUUCUUUAACUUUUGAAGAUCUGGCUAGAAGUUUGAACAACCGGCUGAAAGCUGGGGGCAAAUUUUAUUUGAUUCAGGGAAUGCCACUGGCUAUUCAAGUGUGGCUAUAUGAGUGUUGCUCAAAUGUCCCACCUAAGAUUGCAUUGAAGGUUGAGAAUCGGAUUUCCCGAUUAUUAAAUUGGAAGACGAUUGCACCUCGUCCAUGGUAUGAGUUUUUGAUGAAUGCUAUGUUCAAGGACAAUGGCAAGGUUAUAUUUAAGAACAUAGUGCCAACUAAAAUGGAACUGGCAAAGCUUGAAAUACCACAGAAAGAUGAUCCACCACCAAAGAAGAUCAACGAACGUUCAAAGAAGAAAAAGAAGGUGGAUUCAUCAACCCCAGCAGCGAAGAAACCUUCAGAGAAAAAGCAAGUCAAUAUUGUUGACGUGCAUACCCAAACGAGGACUCCACCUCAUCGUGUUGCCAAGGCUACUGUGAUGAAGACACCAGUAUUCAAGCCAAUUCUAACACAACAGGCUUCUUCUUUAAAAAAGAAGGAAGGGAAGCAAACAGCUAGGGUUAUUUUUCCUCAGGUACAGUCAACGACAGAUAGUCAUGUAGAGAAAGUUGCUGUGUCAAAGCGUGAGAGACAUGUUGAGAAAGAAACAUUUAUUUCUAAGAAAGUUCGCCAAGAGUUUAAAGAAGUUCGUGAAGAGUUUACUCGAAUUCAUCAAUUAGUGAAGAAAAAGUUCAAAAAAAUGAUCAAAGCAAUUGAACAUAGCAAGGGGUGCACUGAUUCACAUCCAGAUAAAAUAAACAUUGAAAUUAAUUCUCAACAUUUAAUCCUUGAUGAGCUUUUCCAAAGUAUAAAUUUGGAUUAUAAUUUUUCUGAGAAGAUUGUUCAUCACGAUGAUCGAAUCACUGAUGAGAAAUUGGAUGAUUCAAAAUUGUCUGAUUCGCAAUUUACAAUCCCAGAUGAGUUGUUACCAAGUCUUAAUGCAUACCGAAGAGAAAGCAUCACAACACAUCCAUUGGCAACUUCUGAAGAAGAACAAAUCAAUAAAUAUUUUAAUGAUAAAAAGUCCGAAUUUGUUGUUCAAGAUCAUUGUCAGGAAAACAAAGAGAACGUUGGAUUGAGCUCUAAAGCAGACAUGCAUGGAGAGGUUGAUCUUGGUACGGACGAGCAGAUUAUGAAAAAUCCUAAGAUACAAGAAUUAACCACUGAUGAACAAAGGGAUGAAACAAUUUUGCCUGAUUCACAAGACAAAAUCCCUGAUGAUUUGCUUCCUAGUUUGAAUGUAUAUAGCAGUAAAAGCAUCAUUGUUCAUCGCUAUGCUAAUUGUGAACUUCAAACUCCUCUUCCUAAGUUAAGGAUUAGGCGACCAUCCAAAUUCAAAGAGUCACCUUACAUGGUGAAAUUUGGUUCAGCUGCCGAGAGCUCGAAAGGUCACAUACGUAUAUUCCCACAGAAACAUCCAUUUCUUUAUCAUCCGAUUGAUGGGAUUAUGGAUACGAAGAUUGUCAACAAGUUCAUGGAUUGGAUUUCUGAAAACCUUCUCAAAGUUCAUGCUAAAAGAUAUGCUGCACUUUUGUGGGAUUAUGGGACCAAAAAGCAAGACGUAAAUGCUCAUAGUGAUAUCGAAGCACCUUUGAGGCCUCCAAGACAAAAUAGAAUAACUAGUGUAAGUGAAGUUUUUGAUGGAUGA
Capsicum annuum is the source of this 2052-nucleotide messenger RNA. RefSeq lists its product as uncharacterized. The transcript has 10 exons. The coding region runs from base 1 to 2052 and encodes 683 amino acids. The record is from RefSeq and is a predicted model, not a curated record. NCBI's taxonomy places the organism in Eukaryota, Viridiplantae, Streptophyta, Magnoliopsida, Solanales, Solanaceae.